Electrophorus electricus (electric eel) is the source of this 2827-nucleotide messenger RNA. It is a transcript of the gene ccny, whose product is annotated as cyclin Y. The record is from RefSeq and is a predicted model, not a curated record. Lineage: Eukaryota; Metazoa; Chordata; Actinopteri; Gymnotiformes; Gymnotidae. Gene Ontology annotation, biological process: regulation of cyclin-dependent protein serine/threonine kinase activity. Gene Ontology annotation, molecular function: protein kinase binding.
ACAUUUCAAGACAUUUGGCAGCAUCUAAGCAGAUAAGAUGCUUCUGUACACUGUCUGCAAACCAAUAAAUACAGGCAAACCAGUUGCCCUGGCGACCACGCAAGCUCCCACCAUCAGGCUUUGUGGUCUCAGCCCACUGUAACACGGGGUGCACUGUUCAUCGGUCAUCUGCUCUCUUCAGAAUUUCAAGUGUUUUUCUUCCGUCUGUGUGGCCUUUGCCGGUCUGCACGUUCUGCCUGGUUGUGUUCCUCGUUGGUCAGCCAUGGCAUAUGCUCGAUGUGCUCUGCCUCGAGCAACUGCCUCGCCUCAGAUCGCGAACUCCUCUGAGCACGAUCCAGAGAAGCAGGAGCCAUUCCGAGUCCGAGCCAUUCUCGACACCAUCUGCCUUGAAGGGCCGGGAUGUGGCACAGCUGUGUGACGGUCCUGCCACUGAAGGGCCUCGCGCACGAACCGUACGCCUUUGGUCCAUUCAAAGUGACUACGCUGAAGGAAGAGAAACACUCCUCCCUCUCUGUCCCCUGCAUGGACAGUGUAUGGAUGAGCGUAUGGAUGUGUGAGUGGACGAGUGAAUGAGCUAAUGUGUAAUUCGAUGCAAUUCUGCUCUGCCAGUGUGUUUUCAUGGGUUCCCCCCGGCUAGCUCUCAUUACAUGUCAGCACUUCCGUGCAGCUGAGCUCACGUGGGGAUCAUGUGUCCUGCUGCACUCUAAACUGCUAAAAGACACUAAUUGUCCAUUAAGCCAAAUGUGUGUGUGACUUCACACUCACCCUUUUCUGUGUAGCUGACACUGCUGAGUUCGGGUCAGAGACGUCCUUGCUCUGAGCGUGAGCUGUCAGAAGCAGAUUUGUGACUGUGUUUACGCUUGCUGUCUGAAAUGGCCAUCGGUAGUGCUUUUAGUAGUGAUUGCUGGAACGUUGUUGAAUUUAAUUUUCUAACGCGUUAAUAUUACCCCUCCCCACGUGUGUGUGUGUGUGUGUGUGUGUGUGUGUGUGUGUGUGUGCUUUGAAGCAUUGGCUUGACUGACUGAAUCUUUUGAUGUCUUCGUUGCCUGGUUACAGUGAGAUACAUUGGUGAAAGGAGUAUCUCUGCUACACACACACACAGGGUGCUUGACCCUUGACCCCUGGCUAUUGUGAAACCCCACCCUUCCUCAAUAUCAUACACACACACACACAAACGCGCACACACACAGAGUCCGUGUUCAAGGCUAGAUAAAUAUUUGGCUGUUUACAUCUUGCAUCCUUGGUGAUCGGAUCACACGUGGAUUUCAUCAGACCACAUGAAACACCCCCAGGUUGCACUGUGAUCACAUAACAAUCAGACAACGAUCAGAUCACACUGGAUCUUGACCGCGUUCGACGGCGUCUACAGAGUGCUAACUGCCCUCUUGUGUCCUCUCGAGGGUAACGGCACCGACAUCGCCUCAGACAUCAGGACCUGCAAAACAAAAUGCCCUCUGCCGUCCGCGCAGAUGAUGGGCUGCCCGGCGAUCACGCGUCAAAGUUUAAACAGACCUGCCCGCCGAAGAGGAACUCCACCGAGGCACUGUUUUAACGCCGUGUCACGUUUCCUUUCUGUAUCCUGGACGCUGGUGGUGUUUUCGUGUCUCGGCCUCAGCUAGUUUUCUGAGCGUCUCCUGUGCUGUCACGGGCUGUGUUGGGAGCUGUUGGUGGAGUCCUGGGGAGUUGAGACCGAGAGGCUGAGCUGAACAUGGAGCACAACCCGUCGGACCACCCACGCGCCACCACCAUGUUCCUCAGCAAAUCCCAGACGGACGUUGUUCCCUCCAACAAGAAAGUUCGGGAAAAGAGGAAAAGUCUUUAUGUCAACCACUUGACACAUAUUUUGGAGUCCAAGCAACAUCCGUCUGGCCCAAUGAGGCGGAAGUACAGCUCGUGUUCGACGAUCUUCCUGGAUGACAGUACCGUCAGCCAGCCCAACCUCAAAUACACCAUCAAAUGUGUUUCCCUGGCGAUCUACUACCACAUAAAGAACAGAGAUGUGGAUGGACGAACACUUCUAGACAUCUUUGACGAAAAGCUUCAUCCUCUGUCAAAGCUGGAGGUGCCGUUGGACUAUGACAAACAUGAUCCCGAGCAGAAACAGAUCUACCGCUUCGUCCGCACGCUGUUCAGCGCUGCACAGCUGACCGCCGAGUGCGCCAUCGUUACGCUGGUGUAUCUGGAGAGGCUUCUGACCUAUGCCGAGAUCGACAUCUGUCCCGCAAACUGGAAGAGGAUCGUGCUGGGCGCCAUCCUUCUGGCCUCCAAAGUCUGGGAUGAUCAGGCUGUGUGGAACGUGGACUACUGCCAGAUCCUCAAAGACAUCACCGUAGAGGACAUGAACGAGUUGGAGAGGCAGUUCUUAGAGCUGCUCCAGUUCAACAUCAACGUGCCAUCAAGCGUGUAUGCGAAGUACUAUUUUGACUUGCGUUCACUCUCUGAGGCCAACAACCUCAGCUUCCCUCUGGAGCCCCUAAGCAGAGACAAGGCACAGAAACUUGAGGCUAUCUCCAGGCUCUGUGAUGACAAGUAUAAAGACAUGAGAAAAGCAGCCAAGAAGCGCUCAGUGAGUGCAGACAAUCUAGUGGUGGUGUGGUGGUCCCCAGCCAUCAUAUCCUAACAGCGCGGGAGCCCAGCACACGAGAGGGCGACAGAGAAAGACUGUCCGCAGAAGCUUGUUUUCCCAUCGUGCACCGCGGCGUCCGGCCAGUGCCUCCCUGGACCGCCACCCCCUCCCCCCGGCCUGGGGGGGGGGCGGCAUUCUCACCAUCGACGUGCGUGGAUGCUGUCAGUACGCAGCAGCAGCGAGACAGAACCGCUGGACAUG